Molecule: messenger RNA, 726 nt
Organism: Fraxinus pennsylvanica
Lineage: Eukaryota; Viridiplantae; Streptophyta; Magnoliopsida; Lamiales; Oleaceae
Source: the annotation of a GenBank genome assembly
AUGUCUUCAAAGGGGCGGGUAUUUUGCCCAAAAUCUCUGUUUUUGCUAUUACCAAUCAAAAAUGGCUUCUCAGAUGAGCAAGAAGAGAAGUUUGUAGCUGAUGGAGUGUUCUUUGCGGAACUGAAUGAGGUGUUGACACAACCUGCAAAGAACUUUCAAGAGAAGAUAUCAGAAGAAGAACUGCCUAAAACAUUGGAGUUGGUUGAACCAGAUUCGGCGAGUCCUAUGAGUCAGAUUGAAGUUACUGCUGCUGCAUCUUCAAUUAAUGAAGUUAGUGAUUUGGUGGAGAGCACAGAUGAACAUAAGUCACAAGAAGAAGAUGUCAAGGAGAUUUCUACAGUCCAAGAUUUGAAUGUGCUAAGUGAUGACCAAGCUGAGAAAGGAGAGCCAACAUGUUCAGAUUCUCCCACUUCUGAUGAGGUGAGAAUUCCCAAAGAUUAUUCUGAAAGCAGCUUGCCUGCCUUGCAACAUGAAGAUGCAAAGCCUUCAGUGGAGGUACAUGAAAACGAUGUUGUUCGUAAAUCUGUUGAGGUGGAGCAGCAAAUAACUAUAGAAAAUGACGUAAAAGAGCAGCAGUGUUUGAGUUCUGGAAGCAACUCAUCUGAUGUUGAAGAGUUUGCAUUAGAAUUGGAGAAGUUAAAGAAGGAUAUGAAAAUGAUGGAAAUUGCACUGCAAGGGGCUGCUAGACAAGCUCAGGUUAUAUUAAGUUGGAUAACCAGGUUUUGA